Messenger RNA from Gadus macrocephalus (Pacific cod), 1346 nucleotides. RefSeq names its product GINS complex subunit 2 (gene gins2). Gene Ontology annotation, cellular component: GINS complex; nucleus. The record is from RefSeq and is a predicted model, not a curated record. The transcript is spliced from 5 exons. NCBI's taxonomy places the organism in Eukaryota, Metazoa, Chordata, Actinopteri, Gadiformes, Gadidae. Gene Ontology annotation, biological process: double-strand break repair via break-induced replication; DNA replication. Bases 46 to 606 code for a protein of 186 amino acids.
UCCACACAGUUCGUCGCACACUAUUUGUUGUUCUAUGUUACCACCAUGGAUCCGACUGAAGUUGAAUUUCUGGCAGAAAAGGAGAUUGUGAAGAUAAUCCCAAACUUCAGCCUUGAUAAAAUAUAUUUAAUUGGUGGGGAUCUGGGGCCCUUUAAUCCUGGCUUACCUGUACAAGUUCCCGUUUGGCUUGCUUUGAAUCUGAAGCAGAGACAGAAAUGUCGAAUAUUGCCUCCUCAAUGGAUGGAUGUUGACAAACUGGAGGAGGUGAGAGAGAUGGAGAGGAAAGAGGAUUCCUUCACACCGCCUCCCAGCCCGUACUACAUGGAACUAACCAAGCUCCUUCUGAACCAUGCAUCUGACAACAUUCCCAAAGCGGAUGAGAUUCGGACGCUAGUGAAGGACAUUUGGGACACGCGCAUCGCUAAGCUGCGGCUCUCUGCGGACAGCUUCAUCAGCCAGCAGGAGGCCCAUGCUAAGCUGGACAACCUGACGCUGAUGGAGAUCAACACCACGAGGAGCUUCCUCCUCGGCUCGCUCAACUGCAUGUUCAAGCUGCGCUCCAACAUGCAGCCUGGCACCAGCACGGGGAAAGGCCCCGACUACUGACCGUAUGGGACGCUGAUGGCUGGGUCGUCUGGGUCUGGCAGCGACAUGGCGUGUGAAGAAGUGAUAUGGAUCUGUUCUGAGCUGGUCGGAAACUUGGUUUCUGUUUUUAAAGGGGUGAUAUUAUUAUGCCACCGGGUGAGAGUGUGAUUAGCCAUGACAAGUCGUUUGAAAAUCAGCCUUUUUCUGCGUUUUUGUGACAUCACAAGUGGGCGUGUCCACCUAGAUGUAUGCUGGAUAGACUAGCAACAUUUGCUAGUCCACUGGGUAGGCUGGUAGACUGAUCUAUCCAGCAUACAUCUAGGUGGACACACCCACAUGUGACGUCACUAAGAUUUUCAAACGGCGGUUGUGAUGGCUAAUCACUCACACCUCGUGGCAUAAUAUCACCCCCUUUAACAACCAGAGGCAUAGGGAUGGCUACCAACGGGUUGGGUGGUGUUCCCUGGACUGGUUGAUAAGGAAGAUGCGUCUAUCUGCUGUGCAGGAUGUAAUAUGUGGAUGAUAUGCUGUACCUGGACUCAAACAUCAGCAUGCUUCCAUCAUGUGCUUGGGUUUCUUUUUUUAUGAUGGAUGCUUUGUGUAGAUAUUGGAAAAUGAAUGAAUGUUAUUUGACUUGUUAAAGCUUCGGUACUGUUGCAUCAUGUCCGCAAGCAAGUGGAUGGCAACAAGUAUCAAACAAAUAGUUUAAUAACAUUGAAUCUUUGCUAAAAUGCUAAAUCAAUAAAUGGAAUUUAAUAAUG